GAAAGAGAGGAGGGGUAAAGGGUGGAAGAAUGGCGCUCUCCUUGGCUCCUGCCUUUCACUGUCCGGCGCCGCUCGCGCGUCUUCGCCCGGCCAGCGUCACUGCCACCACCACGAGACCCGCUGUCUCUCGUCCUUCCACACCGCCUCCCAUUCUUCGCCAGGGCAUCGCCGCAGAGCCUGGAGCUCUCUGUUCCAAUGCCUUGCAGUGCCAGCAUUUCCAACAAUGCUCGGGGUGUUCCCACGAGACGGCGCUCGAUUGCCCUCCAUUGCUCUCCGAGGCUAAGAAAUUCUUCGUUCGUCACGGCAUUUCUGAUCUCAGCUUUGACAGUGGACUCCUGUGGGGAUGGAGAUGUCGUGCAAAGCUUGCUGUUAGGGGUUCUGCAAAGGAGCCAAUGGUUGGACUUUACGAAGAGGGCAGUCAUAACGUUGUUGAUAUCCCCUUUUGUAAAGCUCAUCACCCUAGCAUUAAUGCUGCAGUAGAGCUUCUCAAACAAGGUAUCGCACUAUUUAAUGUUCAGCCUUAUGAUGAAGACUCUGGAACAGGUGAACUGCGAUAUGUGCAGAUGGCUGUCACAACAUAUGAUACAUCAGUUCCAGCUUCUGAGCGCUACCUAAAAGGUAAGGUUCAGAUUUCUUUGGUUUGGAACAGUAGAAGUGAGAAGUCACCUGGUGUGGAGAAAGCAGAUGCUUUGUCAGGUUUCCUAUGGAGAAAGGGCGGACAAAAUAGCAGCUAUCAUCUGAUACAUUCAGUGUGGAUGAAUUUCCAGACCUCCUCUACGAAUGUAAUUUUUGGACACAGAUGGAGACAUAUGAUAGGGGAAAAAGAUCUCUGGGAACACGUGGGAGGGAUUGACAUAUCGUUGGCUCCAUCCAGCUUUGGCCAAGCAAAUACAAAGGCAUUUGAUUCUUUGUUGCACAAGCUGCAAAAAUAUGUUCCUGUUGGAGAAAAUGUUGUUGACCUAUAUGCAGGUGCUGGAGUUAUAGGGCUAUCUUUGGCAGUGACCAGGAACUGCAGGACUGUGAAGUGUCUGGAAGUAAACAAAGAGGCAAAACUGUCAUUUGAGAGAUCAAUUAGCCGCCUGCCGAAAUCUUUCAGUGGAAACAUUAGUUGGCACCACACGGAUGUUGCAAUGGAACCUCUAUACUGGCUUGAGGGCUCAGAUGUUGUUGUGGUGGAUCCACCACGAAAAGGCUUGCACCCUUCUUUGAUUGAAGCACUGCAGAAGUUGCCAUCCUCGAGUAAGAAAGCUGUUCAGAUGACUGGGAGCAGUUCUACAAGAAAAAGGGAGGAAAAACGGCCAUGGGUUUUACAGGCAAGAGAAGCUUGUGCUGAGUUAAACAACAGCAGCAUCGAUAAAGGUCAAUCAUGGCCUCACACGAUAAUUUACAUAAGCUGUGGAUGGGAGAGUUUUAAGAAGGACUGUGAUUCCUUGGUUUCCAGCAAAAUAUGGCGUUUGGAGAAAGCACAUGCAUUCAACUUCUUCCCUGGCACUAAGAGCAUUGAAAUCUUGGCUGUAUUCAAACGGGGAGGACUGAGUUCUCAGAAGGAAAAGAAGAAAAAGAAGGCGGGGAAAAGAAAAGGUUCUUCAAAAGAAAGGUUUAUCUAGAUGAUCUCUGUCUAUCUCUUUGAAGGAAGUUUUUCUCAGGCAUUUGAGCCGAUCACAUAUCUGUUGCAAGCCUGCUGUAGCUAGUCCGAUCUGCAUGUGAAAAGAACAAUGCUGUUUGCAUUGGUCAGGUGUAAAUCAGGUGAACCCAGAUCAAGAAUCAUCUUGACUUAAUUUAGAUUGAAUUGGUCUGGCAACUUUGUCACAGGAAAAUGAUUCGUACGAGAUAUUUGUGGUACAUCUGAAUGGUGGUUAAAGAUGCAUUAUUACACAUGAAGCUGAACAAUUAUAUGCCAACGUUGAUGCGGAAUAAUUAUACGUCAAAGUGAUGGUGGACUCAGCAACUCAGUUAGAUUGACGAGCCACUUUGGGCUGUUUUCCUCAUUCUCGAGUCAUGCUCACACAUGGCGCCGUAGACUCCUGCCAGAUCAAGGCUACGUCCCACACAUGGCGCCCGCAAGAAAGAGAAGUGGUGGGAUAUACUUCGCACAUAAUUUUCUUAAGUCAACUUGAAAGAUGUUGAAGGUCGAACUCGCAUGCUCCAUUUGUACUCAGCUAUAAAGUCCUUUUUGUACAUUGGUGAGCGAGUUCAAAAUCAAAUCUCAUCUUAGAUUUUCUGGCACUUGGUGAUGGGGCCCAGACCCAGCACCUGACUCGGCCCAGUAGCAGCCGAUCAAACCUACUCGGUCAGGUGCUGAAGGAGGCCUGGCAACCGGAUGAUAUCACAACUAAACUACUUUUCGAUUGGCCGGGUUUAUCUUUUCUAGAAUGAGUUUUGUUGUUGCUUCUUAAAGGUCUUGUACACCGUCAUUUGAGGGGGUCGACAAUUUUUUAGUAUUCAGUUGAGUCUCUCUUUCAGUGUGUUA
Molecule: messenger RNA, 2470 nt
Organism: Nymphaea colorata (pocket water lily)
Lineage: Eukaryota; Viridiplantae; Streptophyta; Magnoliopsida; Nymphaeales; Nymphaeaceae
Exons: 17
Coding region: 30-1607 (525 amino acids)
Biological process (GO): RNA processing
Molecular function (GO): RNA methyltransferase activity
Source: RefSeq, a predicted model, not a curated record